AUGUUGAAAAAGGAUGGUUCCGAUAACAUCGCCUCCAAGAAGAAUGGCACGGAGGAUGACAAGUUUCCCACAGGCCUAGCUUCAUGGUCUAUCCUAGGUCCUGUCACAAUCGCCUACUUUCUCAUUUUUCUCGACAUGUGUGUUGUGUCGACCGCUGCCCCAGCUAUCACACGGCAAUUCAGCUCCUUAGUCGACAUCGGAUGGUAUGGUGGCGCAUACCAGCUCGGCAACUCCGCCCUCCAACCUCUCACAGGCAAGAUCUACAGCCACUUUAAGAUCAAGUGGUCCUUUCUCGGUUUCUUCUUUAUCUUCCAGCUUGGAUCUGUCAUCUGUGCCACCGCUGUCUCGUCGCCCAUGUUCAUUGUCGGCAGAGCCAUUGCCGGUGCUGGCGCGUCUGGUAUUGGAAACGGCGCCCUAACCAUCAUCUCAGCUGUACUCCCGGCCAGGAAACAAGCCCAGUUUCUGGGCAUCAACCUCGGGCUUGGCCAGCUCGGUAUCGCCUUGGGUCCCAUCAUUGGCGGGACAUUUACCCAGAAUGUUACCUGGCGUUGGUGUUUUUAUAUUAACCUUCCCAUUGGUGCUGCUCUCGCCCUUCUCUUAGCCCUAGUCAAGAUACCGGAACCAACCACGAAGCUGCCACCAAGGCAAGUCCUUGGCACCGCCGUCAAAUCUCUCGAUCUUCUAGGCUUUAUGCUCAUUAGCCCUGCGGCGGUCAUGUUUUUACUUGGAUUGCAAUAUGGCGGUACUGAGCACCCAUGGAAUAGCUCUGUAGUUAUCGGUCUUCUGGUUGGCGCUGUUAUUGCCUUUAUCCUCUUCCUUGUCUGGGAGUACUUCCAGGGGGACGGCGCCAUGUUACCAUUUGCCAUGAUCAGAAAGCACAUUGUGUGGUCUGCUGCGGGUAACCUAUUUUUCCUUCUCGGUGCCAUUUUGGUGGCUGAGUACUACCUCGCUAUUUACUUCCAAACUGUGCUCGGCAACAGGCCUAUAAUGAGCGGCGUGCAUCUACUACCAACAACAUUAGGCUUAGUCAUUUUCACCAUGCUCUCUGGAAUGAUGAUUGAGAUCUUGGGUUAUUACCUUCCCUGGAGCCUGGGAGGAAGCGCAGCUGUUGCUAUUGGAUACGGCCUCAUGUCCAUGAUUAAACCCACGACAUCACCCUCAAAAUGGAUUGGGUAUCAAAUCCUCUAUGGGGUUGGUAGCGGUGCUAUGUCAUCGGCGCCCUACAUCGCCAUCCAAAAUCUUGUCCCCCCUCCGCAGAUCCCAAUUGCCAUGGCUAUCAUCAUCUUUUGUCAAAACAUGGGCGGUGCUGUCUUUCUUGUUGCUGCCAAUUCCAUCUUCACGAACGGCCUGCUCAAGGAGCUCCAGAAUCACAUCGAUGAGAUUGGCAUCGACCCAGACAUCAUCCUCAGGAGCGGAGUCACAUCAAUCCGAAGCAUCGUUUCGGGCGAUAAGCUCACAGCCGCGCUUGAGUGCUACACCACGGCAAUUAGCCAUGUCAUGUAUCUUGGCAUUGGGGCCGGCGUAGUCACGUUUGCGUUUGGCUGGGGCCUGGGUUGGGUCGAUAUCCGGAAGACAAAGCAACCGCAGGCCAUCCAGGCAAAUCCCGCCUCGACAGCGCCGAACGCUAAGGAGGGCGUGGCCUCCACUGGCGAAAAAUCAACCACAGCCUAA
Molecule: messenger RNA, 1671 nt
Organism: Histoplasma mississippiense
Lineage: Eukaryota; Fungi; Ascomycota; Eurotiomycetes; Onygenales; Ajellomycetaceae
Exons: 5
Coding region: 1-1671 (556 amino acids)
Biological process (GO): transmembrane transport
Molecular function (GO): transmembrane transporter activity
Source: RefSeq, a predicted model, not a curated record